Molecule: messenger RNA, 1379 nt
Organism: Plutella xylostella (diamondback moth)
Lineage: Eukaryota; Metazoa; Arthropoda; Insecta; Lepidoptera; Plutellidae
Product: homeobox protein unplugged
Biological process (GO): regulation of transcription by RNA polymerase II; regulation of nervous system development
Cellular component (GO): nucleus
Molecular function (GO): DNA-binding transcription factor activity, RNA polymerase II-specific; RNA polymerase II transcription regulatory region sequence-specific DNA binding
Source: RefSeq, a predicted model, not a curated record
GGUCGCAGCGAGCGGACGUGUGACCCGACAAUCGAUAUUUAAAAUCGAAAAUUACCCCAUCACUAAUCUGCAGUGACUUUUUAAAUUCCCACCAAAAGUGCAAUGAGUUUUGUUUUAUGCCAGUGGCAGUGUCUUUUUUGAACCGCAAACUUUUUUCGCACAAAAUUUAGAAUAAAAACUUUUUGUUUUUAAAUUUCGAAAAAUGCAAUCAGAAUUAAGCGAGACUCCGCCGCGCCAAAAGCGAAUCCCGAAGCCGUUUUCCAUAGACUCUAUAAUCGGGAACACGGAUAGAAAAUCUCCAGAAAUCGACAUAGAGAACAACGAUCAGUCCCGAAACUCCGAAGACGAGGAAAGGAUUGAAGAUGUCAGGAUGCGUUACUUCUUCAACCAGCCGUUCCCGAACGGUGGGUUUCCGUUUCUCCUGGGAUACUCCGAGCCGUGGCUGCCGCGGUUGUCAAGGAUGUUGGGUCCGGGAACGUUGCCGGAGAGACGAGAGAGAGAGGAAGAGAAACGUGAGAGCCCUGUUAGUGUCGGCAGUGAGAUGGACAGCGAUGUCGGAGAGGAUAAUACACAAGGUGGCGAUUCAGAAGCUGACGCCGACAACGACUCCGGCACAGAAUCGACCCCUCAAGCGAACAAGGCUCGUAGGAGACGAACUGCCUUCACCAGCGAACAGCUGCUGGAGUUGGAGCGAGAGUUCCACGCGAAGAAGUACUUGAGUCUGACAGAGAGGUCGCAGAUCGCGUCGGCACUGAAGCUGAGCGAGGUGCAGGUAAAAAUCUGGUUCCAAAACCGGCGCGCCAAAUGGAAACGCGUGAAAGCGGGCCUCGCGUCCGGCAGCCACACGGGAAAAACCGGAUCCGGCACGAAAAUCGUCGUCCCGAUCCCCGUCCACGUCAACCGCUUCGCCGUACGAACCCAGCACCAUCAGAUGGAGAAGCAGAACGGUUUACAAUUCCGCCUAGACCGCGCCACGCAACCGCUGCCUGGCAGUUUAUUGCAAUCUCAGACUUCGGCUUUUUUAAGCGCUACAAAAGUUGCUCCAGAGUUGAUUGAAAAUCGGAAUCAUAGUCAAGAACCGGUAUUAAUGAAUCCGGGAUUGCGCAACCCUAUGUUUGACGCGAGCAUGUCCGCUAGGUUGGCAACAAUGAGUCAGAAUGCCAACUUAAGGCAUUUCGCUAAUCAAAAUGGCCGCCACGCGAGCUAGUUUUUAGGUUUGUUCUGAUUGUAAAAAUAGGUUAUGGACCAGAGUUUUUUUGUAAAUAGUACACUGUAAUGUAAUGCUAGUUUGUUAACUCCUAAUAAAUAGUGUGAUAUGAAGAAUACAUAUAAAUAAGUAUACUUACUAAUUAAUAUUAUUAAAAUACUGAGUGAAUUAA